CUGCAGGGGUCGACCGCGGCAUCGCGGGGACCAACUUGGCAGGGAAGGCGGACAAAGUUAUUUCCCCUUCCCGAGCGGCAAGAUGGUGCCCAGCUCUCCGCGCGCGCUCCUCCUCCUGCUGCUGCUCCUCGCCGGCCCCCCGCCGCGGGCGGCCCAGAACUGUCUCAACAAACAGCAGCUCCUCACGGCCAUCCGCCAGCUGCAGCAGCUGCUGAAGGGCCAGGAGACCCGCUUCGCCGAGGGCAUCCGCAACAUGAAGAGCCGGCUGGCCGCGCUGCAGAACUCUGUGAGCAGGGUGGCCCCAGACCACCCCCCAGUUUCCUGCCCAGCUCUGAACGCUCCUCCAGAUGGCAGAAAGUUUGGAAGCAAGUACUUAGUGGAUCACGAAGUGCAUUUUGCCUGCAACCCCGGGUUCCGGCUGGUUGGGCCCAGCAGCGUGGUGUGUCUUCCCAAUGGUACCUGGACAGGGGAGCAGCCCCACUGCAGAGAUAUCAGUGAAUGCUCCAGCCAGCCUUGUCAAAAUGGUGGGACAUGUGUAGAAGGAGUCAACCAGUACAGAUGCAUUUGUCCUCCAGGAAGGACUGGGAGCCGCUGUCAGCAUCAGGCCCAGACUGCCGCUCCCGAGGGCAGCGUGGCCGGCGACCCCGCCUUCAGCCGCGCGCCGCGCUGUGCGCAGGUGGAGCGGGCGCAGCACUGCAGCUGCGAGGCCGGAUUCCACCUGAGCGGCGCCGCCGCGGGCGACAGCGUCUGCCAGGAUGUGAAUGAGUGCGAGCUCUACGGGCAGGACGGGCACCCCCGGCUCUGCAUGCAUGCCUGCGUGAACACCCCAGGCUCCUAUCGCUGCGCCUGCCCCAGCGGAUACCGGACCCUGGCCGACGGAAAGAGCUGUGAGGAUGUAGAUGAGUGUGCCAGCCCACAGCACAUCUGCCCCCGGGGCACAAUGUGCAUCAACACCGGUGGAGGCUUCCAGUGUGUAAGCCCUGAAUGCCCUGAGGGCAGUGGCAAUGUGAGCUAUGUGAAGACGUCUCCAUUCCAGUGUGAGCGAAACCCCUGCCCCAUGGACAGCAGACCCUGCCGCCAUAUGCCCAAGACCAUCUCCUUCCAUUACCUCUCUCUGCCCUCCAACCUGAAGACGCCCAUCACACUCUUCCGCAUGGCCACGGCCUCAGCCCCUGGCCGACCUGGGCCCAACAGUCUGCGGUUUGGGAUUGUGGGUGGGAACAGCCGUGGCCACUUUGUGAUGCAGCGCUCAGACCGGCAGACAGGGGAGCUGAUCCUUGUCCAGACCCUGGAGGGGCCUCAGACACUGGAGGUGGACGUUGACAUGUCAGAAUACCUGGAGCGCUCCUUCCAGGCCAACCAUGUGUCCAAGGUCACCAUCUUCGUGUCCCCCUUUGACUUCUAAGGGUGCUAUGGGGGCACUGGGGUGUGGAGAUCUGGGCUCAUUUAUUUCUCUUCCCCGAAGACUCAUUGGGGCACUCACAGACUUCUACCCCUUCCUGCCUUGCCUCUACCCACUUGCCUAUUCACCCAGGCUUCUAGGGCAGGGCUGCAAGCUGUCCCAUGGAAUGGCACAGAAGGACAUCGACAAAACCCAAACUGCUGCCAUCACAUUUUUUUUCUGCUUUAAGGCCCUUUCCUUAGAUUAUGCACUAACUCUCUCAAACCUUUUUUUUAGGGGAUGGGCAGCUUUUCAAAAUGCUGUGUGAAUGGCAUUGUGAGUUUUCACUAGCUGGUGAGAGAAAAGGUCAUGCUGUGUAUCAGAUGAUUGUCAACUCUUCUGCACUGUUACAGUCAAGCCUUGCUAUGAAUGAAGUGGUUCUAGUUAUGCUGAGGGUUAAGUCAUGGCCCCGUGCACCUGUGGCAUAGGAGGCAGAGUGUCCUCCCAUGACCCAACAUGUUUUUGUCUGCAUUCCCCUCUGUGACAUGCCUGCUGGCCUCCCCAUCAGAGAGCCAGGAGGGCCUAUAAACCGCACACAGAUCCUUCUAGACCAGGAAAACAUUAAAGCAUAGAUUCUACCUGAAUUACUUCCUUUUUGAGAAAUCAUAUCCCCAAAACAUAACCUGGCUUUAUAACUGAAGAAAUAAAGUCUAUUGCUCCUCCCUGCC
Cynocephalus volans (Philippine flying lemur) is the source of this 2109-nucleotide messenger RNA. RefSeq names its product fibulin 7 (gene FBLN7). The record is from RefSeq and is a predicted model, not a curated record. The coding region runs from base 83 to 1405 and encodes 440 amino acids. Lineage: Eukaryota; Metazoa; Chordata; Mammalia; Dermoptera; Cynocephalidae. The transcript has 8 exons. Gene Ontology annotation, molecular function: calcium ion binding.